Cuscuta campestris is the source of this 1666-nucleotide messenger RNA. The record is from the annotation of a GenBank genome assembly. Lineage: Eukaryota; Viridiplantae; Streptophyta; Magnoliopsida; Solanales; Convolvulaceae.
AGGGAAUGGGAGUCAGUGAGGCAUUCCAAGUGGUGGCGAUUAUCCAUGUGCUACCGCUGGCUUGGGAUGAGUUCCGGAGCUAUCUCAAGCUCAAACGGAAAGAGAUGACUUUAGAACAGUUGCUUGUUCGUCUCCGAAUCCAUGAGGAGGGUCUCACUCACGAGAAGAAAGUAGUUGUUGCUAAGGCCAAUGUGGUGGAGCAUCCACCCAAAGAGGGUUCUUCCAAAGGGCCCAAGCCAAAUAAGGACAAGAAGAAAAUUGGUCCUAAAGGAGGCGUCGCGAAGACCAAGUUCGCGGGGAAAUGCUACAACUGUGGCAUUACGGGCCACCGUUCUUCAGAGUGCCGCAAGAAGCCUCAGACGAAGAAGCAGAAGAAGGAAGAAGCUCUCUGCUCGGAGCUAGAUGCUAUGGACCUUUGUGCUGUCGUGACAGAGGUCAACCUGGUCGGGUCUAACCCGAAAGAGUGGUGGGUUGACACCGGAGCCACUCGUCAUAUAUGCUCCAAUCGGGCCAUGCACUUUGACUUUAAGGAGACUUCUGGCGACAAGGGGGAGUUGGGUAAGAAGGAGGUUAUCCUCUGGAGUUAUGAGGGAAGGGAUGUUGAUGGUGUUGGGAGGGUAUCAAAGCUAGUUUCAGCAUCUUUGAGUUGGUUUUCAAGGGAUCUGACUCUGGAGAAUAUAUUGCCAAAGGUGAGAACGGAUAAAAGGGAGUUAAGGUCUGCCAUGGAAGAAGGAACCAACCAGAGCUCUGUUAAAUCUUUCAGCAAGGAUUUCCACCUCUUCCUUCGUGAAGCUAACGCAUGGGAGACCUGUAUGCUUGAUAACUGGCCUUCCCUGCUCUAUCUGUUGGCUGGGGAUGUUGCAGCCUGUCACUGCCGCCAGGAAGCUUUUGGCUUGAGGAGUGCCAGCCUGUUGCUGGCGAGGGAUAUUAAAGCUUUUGGCCGGAGGGGGCUGUUGCCCCUCUCCGGCGUGUAUUCUGGUCAUGUGACAGCGAAUCUAACUGUUCAUGAGUCUCAAUAUGUCAUAUUGUCAGCAGACUGUAGUAUUGACGAGUACAUCAUUGUCAGUAGCAAUCCAAGGUUCAUGGCUCCAGCGGUAGAUUUAGGACGGGAAUUGGUAAGGCGGAAAAUUAGGCUUACCUAUGGAGGAGGCAACGUUGGCCUUCAAGGAGCUGCUGAAGGCAACGUUGGCCUUCAACAGUCUAUACCAAUGGUGGUACAGUUAGAGGCUUCAUACCAGGGACAUAGUGGCACGACAGAGGCUUUCAGCAUACUUCCCAGAGGAAUUAAUACUAUGGAAGGUUUGUGCACUUUGAUCUCAUGGGCAUCCGAAGGGUUGCACAGUAAACCCAUUGGUCUUUUGAACAUUGACAGUUAUUUCAAUAACCUAAUCAAGUUUAUAGAUGAUGCGGUGAGGCAGAACUUCAUGGCUUUGAAUCAGAGGAAACUUUUCAUCUCUUCUUUCUUCGUUGAUGAGCUUUUAGACAAACUAGAGUUUGCUAAAGCUUUUCCGGGUCCUGGGGCUAAUUACGACAAGUUCACAAAUCUCGGGGGAUUAGAUUUAGAGUUGCAUUUGUAAUAUUACUUUAUGUAAUUUCCGUUGAAUUUGUGUUGAAAUAAUAUUGUCUUAUGAACAUUAUGAGUCAACCAUAAAUAUUAUUCUAAGCU